GAAGCCUGGACGCCACGCGAGCCCGUUGCCUAGGCGACCGGCCCCGCGCGCCGGCCCGCCCCCUUCCGGCCAAAGGGCCCGCCCCUCCUGGGCGUGGCCUCGUGCCUUUGUGCACUUCCCGCCUGGCUCUCCGGUUCCGGCGCGGCCUCGGCUUCGGCCUCCGCCCGGCUGCGGCCGCCGCGGGUCCCCUCCGGGGUAGCCCCGAGAGCUGUGCUCGCCACGCUUGGCUGCCUGCUUUUCUCUGAUUUUCUUCCGCUUUGGACCCUGCUCUAUUUGCAUUGUCUUUUUUUCACCAAGUCGGAGAACGGUGCCUUGUCAAUUUUCACCUUUCUCACCGGACUUUCUCUUUUCCGGAGAGCCGAGUUGGUGGUGCUGUCUGUGUAUUCCACGAACUAAGCCCUGUCCCCAGCCCUUGCAGUAUUUCUGUAUCAAUUCCACGCCAGCGCGGUUCUCCAUUUAUCUUAGCCUCUUAAUUUGGACAAGGUCGGAUUUCAGCUUUUAUCCACCGGGUUUAUCCUGUUGCAAAGCAGAGUACGCAGCUUUAGACAAAAUAAUUGCAGUUGAAAUGGAUACACAUUCUGGUGACGGUGUCUCCCUCUGUUGCCCAGGCUGCAGUGCAGUGGUGUGAUCUCAGCUCACUGAGACCUCUGCCUCCCAGGUUCAAGCGAUUCUCCUGUCUCAGCCGCCCCAGUAGCUGGGACUACAGAUGCAUGCCACCACGCCCAGCUAAUUUGUGUAUUUUUAGUAGAGACGGGGUUUCACCAUAUUGGUCAGGCUGGUCUCGAACUCCUGACCUCAGGUGAUCUACCCACCUCAGCCUCCCAAAGUGCUGGGAUUACAGGCGUGAGCCACUGCGCCUGGCCUGAUAGAGGUAUAGCUGCGGACCAACUGUAUAUGAUCAUGCGCACCUUGGCCAUGCUUGCUCAUAUGUUAGAUUUGAUAUCAUUCGAAGGAUCCUAACCAAGGUUUUUGGAUGCAACAUAGUCAUGGUGAUGGGUAUUACGGAUGUAGAUGACAAAAUCAUCAAAAGAGCCAAUGAGAUGAAUAUUUCCCCUGCUUCCCUCGCCAGUCUUUAUGAGGAAGACUUCAAGCAGGACAUGGCAGCCCUGAAGGUUCUCCCACCCACAGUGUACCUGAGGGUAACCGAAAAUAUUCCUCAGAUAAUUUCUUUCAUUGAAGGAAUCAUUGCUCGUGGGCACGCUUAUUCAACGGCAAAAGGCAAUGUCUACUUUGAUCUGAAGUCUAGAGGAGACAAGUAUGGCAAACUGGUCAGCGUGGUCCCUGGUCCAGUCGGAGAGGCAGCGGACUCUGACAAGCGUCAUGCCAGUGACUUCGCCCUGUGGAAGGCAGCCAAACCCCAGGAGGUGUUCUGGGCCUCUCCCUGGGGACCCGGGAGGCCGGGCUGGCACAUCGAGUGCUCUGCCAUCGCUAGUAUGGUAUUUGGAAGUCAACUGGAUAUCCAUUCAGGUGGGAUAGAUUUAGCUUUUCCACAUCAUGAAAACGAAAUUGCACAGUGUGAAGUCUUUCAUCAGUGCGAGCAGUGGGGAAAUUAUUUUCUGCAUUCUGGGCAUUUGCACGUCAAAGGCAAAGAAGAAAAAAUGUCCAAAUCAUUAAAAAACUACAUUACUAUUAAGGACUUUCUGAAGACCUUUUCUCCUGAUGUCUUCCGGUUCUUCUGCCUGCGGAGCAGCUACCGCUCAGCCAUCGACUACAGCGACAGCGCCAUGCUCCAAGCUCAGCAGCUGCUCCUGGGACUGGGCUCUUUCCUGGAGGACGCACGUGCCUACAUGAAGGGGCAGCUGGCCUGCGGCUCCGUCAGGGAAGCGAUGCUGUGGGAGAGGCUCUCCAGCACCAAGAGGGCCGUGAAGGCGGCCUUGGCAGAUGACUUUGACACACCCAGGGUGGUUGAUGCUAUCCUGGGCCUUGCACACCACGGGAAUGGACAGCUCAGGGCGUCCCCGAAGAAGCCAGGAGAAAGGCCAGACCGAAGUGACCUGCUGAAGCCUUUGUCUUUUGACAUUGAAUUCGGUUUGCCCACUGCCAUCAAGACUGCUUUUAAGGAGCUUCCGCGGCAUGAUCUCUUACAGGAACCCGGAGGGCCGAGAAGUCCUGCUGUGUUUGGUGCCAUCAUCUCUUACUUUGAACAGUUUUUUGAAACUGUUGGAAUUUCUCUGGCAAAUCAACAGUGCGUUUCAGGAGACGGCAGCGAGGCUACCUUGCAUGGUGUGGUGGACGAGCUGGUGCGGUUCCGGCAGAAGGUCCGGCAGUUUGUGCUGGCCAUGCCCGAGGCCACGGGGGACGCCCGGCGGCAGCAGCUCCUAGAAAGGCAGCCCCUGCUGGAGGCAUGCGACACCCUGCGCCGGGGCCUGACUGCCCACGGCAUCAACAUCAAGGACAGAAGUAGUACAACAUCCACGUGGGAACUGCUGGAUCAAAGGACAAAAAAACAAAAAUCAGCGGGCUGAGGAUGGAGCACAGCCACGAACCUGCUCACGACAAGACGCACCCAUGCUCCUCACAGUCAAGGCUUUAUGUUAAAGCUUCCUGUCGGGGCUGCUAGGUCAGCAUUAAAGUAAGGCAACCAACAGUG
Pongo pygmaeus (Bornean orangutan) is the source of this 2590-nucleotide messenger RNA. It is a transcript of the gene CARS2, whose product is annotated as cysteinyl-tRNA synthetase 2, mitochondrial. The record is from RefSeq and is a predicted model, not a curated record. Gene Ontology annotation, biological process: cysteinyl-tRNA aminoacylation. NCBI's taxonomy places the organism in Eukaryota, Metazoa, Chordata, Mammalia, Primates, Hominidae. Gene Ontology annotation, molecular function: cysteine-tRNA ligase activity; ATP binding. Gene Ontology annotation, cellular component: cytoplasm. The coding region runs from base 987 to 2465 and encodes 492 amino acids. The transcript has 16 exons.